UGUUUCUGCAGCCAGUGAGGCUUGGUUCCAAGCCUUUCAAUAUUUAUCAUCCAUUGCUUUAUUCACCUUUCAAACCUCACACUUUCUCUCACUCUUCUGAGUGUGUGUGUCCCUUUUCUCAUCAUCAUGAUUAAUAACCAAUAUCUUUAGCUGGCAUUUGAGCUUCUCACUACUAGUUCAUUUUGCUGAUAUACACAUCCACUUCACCUACCCUUUAAUCCCCUGUUUUCCCCUGCUUUCCACUGUUUUCCUGUUUUCAUGCUCAUGAAUUAUGGAGUACAAGUUCUCAAGUUUGAAUUUUGUCUAGCUAGCUAGCACAAGUGUCACCAAAGAUUUUCUGGGUAUCUUGCAACUCUCUAAGUCCAUAUUUGGAAAUUUUUCUACGGUUACAAAAGUCAAUUCUGGAAGGAAGUUUGUAAGUAGUUUCUAAGUGUCAGAAUUGAUUCUAAGUCAUGAUGUUGUCCGCGAAAUCUGACUCGGAUGUAACUAGCUUAGCACCAUCUUCACCUUCAAGGUCACCUAAGCGCCCUGUGUACUAUGUUCAGAGCCCUUCAAGGGAUUCUCAUGAUGGGGACAAGUCAUCUUCCAUGCAAGCAACUCCAAUAUCAAACAGUCCCAUGGAGUCUCCUUCACACCCUUCUUUCGGGCGCCACUCGAGGAACUCCUCUGCUAGCAGAUUCUCUGGGAUUUUCAGGUCAUCUUCUGGGAGGAAAAGUGGUAGAGGGAAAAGGAAUGAUAAGGGUUGGCCUGAGUGUGACGUGAUUCUGGAAGAAGGUUCUUAUCAUGAAUUUGAGGACAGGGCCUUCAUGAGGCGCUGCCAAGGCUUGAUUGCUGUGUUCACUUUUGUGGUCGUUUUCACUGUCUUUUGCUUGAUCAUUUGGGGGGCUAGCAGGCCUUUCAAAGCUGAAGUUGCUGUCAAGAGCUUGACAGUACAUAAUCUCUAUAUUGGAGAGGGUUCAGACUUCACAGGAGUCCCAACAAAAAUUCUGACAGUUAAUAGCACUUUGCGCAUGAGCAUAUAUAACCCUGCUACAUUUUUUGGCAUACAUGUGCACUCCACACCCAUCAAUCUUGUUUUCUCAGACAUCAGUGUUGCUACUGGUGAGCUGAAGAAAUACUAUCAACCAAGGAAAAGUCACCGUAUGGUAUCAGUGAACCUAGUAGGUAAAAAGGUUCCUCUAUAUGGAGCUGGAUCCACCAUAACAGAAUCUCAAACAGGUGUUGUUGUAGUUUCACUUAAAUUGAAAUUUGAAAUCGUCUCGCGAGGGAAUGUGGUGGGUAAAUUGGUAAGGACGAAGCAUCAUAAGGAAAUCACUUGUCCCUUGGUCAUUGACUCUUCAGGAUCAAAACCCAUCAAGUUCAAGAAGAAUUCAUGCACAUAUGACUGAUCCAUAUCCAUUUGUCUUGAGAUUGUGACUUAAAUUGUAUAAUCUGCAGUUUGUGAGUGUUUACAAAAUGUGCACUAGGAAAAAUCCUUCCUAGAUUCAUCUUUUCCCCCUGAAUUCAUCUGUAGUUUAAUUUACUCUUGUGAGCCUUUUGUAAAUAAAUGCAUGCAAAUUCGCAUGUGCAUCCUUUUUUUUCCCUCUUUGACAUAUGUCAGUCACGUAUUUGAGAAACAGUUGAAUGUCUCUUAUGACAAAUGUCUUUUCUAAGAUUCAAAUUUGUUCUAUCA
This is a messenger RNA of Lotus japonicus, 1672 nucleotides long. RefSeq lists its product as uncharacterized. The transcript has 3 exons. The coding region runs from base 453 to 1388 and encodes 311 amino acids. The record is from RefSeq and is a predicted model, not a curated record. NCBI's taxonomy places the organism in Eukaryota, Viridiplantae, Streptophyta, Magnoliopsida, Fabales, Fabaceae.